This is a messenger RNA of Penicillium daleae, 2307 nucleotides long. RefSeq lists its product as uncharacterized. The record is from RefSeq and is a predicted model, not a curated record. NCBI's taxonomy places the organism in Eukaryota, Fungi, Ascomycota, Eurotiomycetes, Eurotiales, Aspergillaceae. The transcript has 2 exons. The coding region runs from base 1 to 2307 and encodes 768 amino acids.
AUGGAUUCUCACCUGCUCCCGCAUACCGGGAGCCCCGACCCGGAGCUUCAGGUACACUUCCCGAGCAUUCCAACGCACUCCCGCACGGCAGUCUCCCUGCGCUGCUGUUGUGGUCGCGAGGACUGCGCGCUGCUUGAGCAUAAUCAUGUUGCGCUCGAGGGGCUGGAGAAGGACCUUGAAACAGCGGCUAGAUUAGGUCAGGCCCUACUCCAACGCCAUGAAAGCUAUAUAGCCGAGGCGGAAGAGGAUCGCCAACGGCUUGAGGGAAGCGUGGAUGUAUUGGAGCGCGAAAAGUGCCGAGUCCAGGCGGAGAAUGCACGCAUCGUCGAGGAAAACCGCGCUCUCCUUGAACAGCUCGAGGGCCUGAACAAGGCAGUCUCUGAGUCUGAUGAGCACGUGCAGUCACUUACUAGGACACUCGAAAGUACACAGGCAGAGUUACGCCGCGUUACUGUCGCUGCAGCGCGCGCAGCUGAUCUUGAAGCUCAACUUGUGCUCAUGGAGACGGAACAGUUUAGAUUAGAGGAUAGGCUAUCCUCGGUGCAGGAGGAUGAGAGAUCCGCCAUGCAGCGCUGGAAGACUGCCGAGUCUACGCUGCGCGAUCUUCAUGAUCAGGUGGAGCGCAUUGAAGCUGAAGCCCGUGAGGAGCGCGAGCAACACCAGGAACUCAUGCAGCGGCUGGAACGGAAACGAGCCGUGGAACGCGAACUCGAUAACGCAGCCGGGCGUCUCAAAGGUGCGGCAGCUGCGUCUGAACUUGGUCGCAACCCUGGUGCGCAUGUUGUCUCGCGCUUCGUAAAGGAUAUCUUGCAAGAUAAUGCAAACCUGCAAGUUGGCAUCAUGGAGCUGCGCGAGAUGUUAGAAAGCUCCAAUCAGGAGGUACAAAACCUGCGUGAACAAAUCCACAAUCACCAGCCGCUGGCCGGCGUUGGUGACGAUGAACACGCUGAGCCUCUUUCAUCCACCACUCUCAGCGAAGAGCUCGAGUCGAAGGAACGCCGAGUCUCACAGGAAUUCCACAUUCAUCAUCACUAUCACACACCCACAUCUUCCAAGAAAGACAAGGGCUCACUCAACCGUCGUGUGAAGAAGCGACGCCCUGCUCUUGGAAGCCCAGUUCCUCUUUACUCCGCCAUGGGCACUCACUCUCCUCGUCGCUCUAUCCAUCGUUCGCAAUCUUCCGGCUCAUCUAUGAACACAAUUCUUUCUCAAACAUCCGUGUCGAUACCUCCCACCUCAUCCGCCCGCCGAUGGUCGCUGCAAUCCCCAGCAGCUGACUCCCUAGCAAGCUCUCCGCAAUCAGCCUUCCGCACAUCAUCCAUAUUCGACCGUGUCGAUCGCGGGUACGACUUCUCCCAACCCACCAGCCCCGACAGCACUGUAUUUUCCUCGCCACUCAUUGGCGCACGUAAUAACAAAGGCUUUGAUAUGCCGUUCCGCCCAUUAGCCGCGCUUGAUGAUCUCGAUUCACCUAAUGCCGAGUCAUCCGAUUAUUUCAAAGAAGACCAGUAUGAGCGGCCAGGGUCUAUGGGUAUGUACGGCGAUGGCCUCGCACAACAUCCAUCUAUUCCAGAAGAAUCAGAGCCAUCUCCAACGAAACUCCACUCCGAUUCCAUCGAGUGCAGCCCUGCACCGGCCACCGCGGAAGAAAUCUUUGCCAUGCAAUUUCCACCCUUGCGCAAAUCGACCUCGCACGAUAGCCUGCUCUCGGUAGCUGGCAUGGACAUCCACACACCAACCAACCGCCACUCUCGCAUGGGUGACUGGCACCCGGGCAUGCGUAUUCCACGGCGAAUUGUCUCGCCUAGUAUCGAGCUAGUCUCGACUCCACCAGUUCUCUCUGUGCCAAUGAUAACCGCAGACCGCGCCAAUGGACUUGGUCAAUCCUCACGGUCCCUUCUCGCCUCCGUCGCCGCAGGCAAUAACCUCCCAUCUGAAUCUGCAUCUGUUGUCUCUGCGGAUAGCAACAGCACAACCUCCACCGCCACGCCAGUGCCGCGCAAGUCGUCCACGCUCGGCCGGCGUAUGGGAGGCUGGGUCCUUGGUCGUUGGGGUAUGGCUCCGGUCCCGGACGACGCAGCGGAAUCUGAGACUGAGUCUGUGACUCCGGCCUCGACAUCAGUAGUUCAACCCAAAGCCAUGCCUGCAGAACCCACACCGCCGCAAUUACACUUCAGAUUCACAGGCGUGAACCAGAAAGGCCCUAUUCUAGGACUGCGCCCUCCACCGCCGGCACCGAUCAAUAUACGGCCGAAGAAUAUCAACGAAGAACUUCUGAGGGAGAGUCUUGCUGAGGGGAACCAAUAA